CACCGCCCCGUCCCUGCGCCGCUUCCGUCCUUCCGCCGCGCGCCGCCCGCCAUGGCCAAGAUCAAGGCCCGAGACUUGCGCGGGAAGAAGAAGGAGGAGCUGCUGAAGCAGCUGGACGAUCUGAAGGUGGAGCUGUCGCAGCUGCGCGUGGCCAAAGUGACCGGCGGGGCCGCCUCCAAGCUGUCCAAGAUCCGUGUCGUGCGCAAAUCCAUUGCCAGAGUGUUGACUGUCAUCAACCAGACCCAAAAGGAGAACUUGAGGAAGUUCUACAAGGGCAAGAAGUACAAACCCCUGGACCUGCGGCCCAAGAAGACUCGGGCCAUGCGGCGCAGGCUCAACAAGCACGAGAUGAACCUGAAGACCAAGAAGCAGCAGCGAAAGGAACGUUUGUACCCGGCCCGGAAAUUCGCCAUCAAGGCAUAGCCCUGAGCAAGCUGCAGCUCCGGGCUGGGCACUGGGGAUGGCUCAUUAAAUGGAGUUUGGUUUGGAA
Messenger RNA from Hirundo rustica (Barn swallow), 490 nucleotides. It is a transcript of the gene RPL35, whose product is annotated as ribosomal protein L35. The record is from RefSeq and is a predicted model, not a curated record. Gene Ontology annotation, molecular function: structural constituent of ribosome; mRNA binding. Gene Ontology annotation, cellular component: cytosolic large ribosomal subunit; ribosome. Lineage: Eukaryota; Metazoa; Chordata; Aves; Passeriformes; Hirundinidae. The transcript is spliced from 4 exons. Gene Ontology annotation, biological process: maturation of LSU-rRNA from tricistronic rRNA transcript (SSU-rRNA, 5.8S rRNA, LSU-rRNA); translation. The coding region runs from base 52 to 423 and encodes 123 amino acids.